Messenger RNA from Eupeodes corollae, 633 nucleotides. Its product is annotated as RNA guanine-N7 methyltransferase activating subunit. Gene Ontology annotation, molecular function: RNA binding. Bases 114 to 473 code for a protein of 119 amino acids. Lineage: Eukaryota; Metazoa; Arthropoda; Insecta; Diptera; Syrphidae. Gene Ontology annotation, biological process: RNA 5'-cap (guanine-N7)-methylation. The transcript has a single exon. The record is from RefSeq and is a predicted model, not a curated record.
UAAGCUAUCCCUAUUUUUGACAGCAAUCAAAAAAUAAUUGUUGAAUUUUUCAUUAGAAAUCGGCACAGCAUUUAAAAAAAAACUUUAAAUAAAAUAAAACUACACUAAAAAACAUGGUCGACCCAAAUCGUAAAAUCAACCGUCUCACAGACAAAGAUAUCGAAUUCCUUGACGAAUGUGAGGAGGAAUUCGCCUUCCGUUUCACUGACGAGGAUGAAGAAUUCGUGAAGUAUUGCUCUCAGCCUAUGCCAGAUCCACCAGUUGUUCCCAACUGGGGCGAGAAUAGAGGAUUCAAUCGACAUCAACACAAUGGAAGAGGAGGAGGUGGUGGUGGCGGCGGUGGUGGUCAUAAUCGACGAUGGAAUAACAAUCGCUAUCGCCCCUACGGAGGUGACAACCGCGGUGGCGACCGAAGAGACCACAACCGCGACCAUCAUCAAAGACGAGACAACAAUUGGAACAGAAAUAGAUAGAAUUAUUUAGGUUUUUUGUAUUGUAUUUUUUAUUGCUCAAAAGUGAGAGAAGAAAAAGAAUACUAGUUUUUUUUUUAAUAAAUGAUUUGGUCAAUCCAAAGCAACAAGAAUGGACGAAAGAAUAAAGAAAAGAAAAUGAAGAUAAAUGUUUUUAAAGCUA